AUGAAACCGCCUGCAACCUCGCACAACUUCCGGCCCAUUCCCAGCAAUCUUCCCCCUGUGCCCGACCUUCGGCACUUCCGUCCCUACGCAGACUCUCAAUCGAACGCCACUUCUCAAGAGGAGACACUAGAAGACGAUCCAGUCACCACGACAACGCCUGUUCGUCAGUGCAGGUCGCUCGACGAGGUUGGUGAACGCUGCGCAAGUUACGAGGUACCCUCGGUCAGGCAGGCUGAAAGGAACAGGAUCAACGAGGCUCAAGAGCCAGCGACUCAGACGAGGGUCCAUGAUCCAGCUUCAUGUUCACAGAGGUCGCAAGCGGCCAACGUCAUCAAUACAUGCAAUACAGGCACCGUGUUUCACGCCUUGAUCGCACGCAGUGCGCCAGCCACGCUGGAGACGCCAGGGACUCCCGUGGGCGAUGCUGAGCAAGUGGAUGCAGGGAUAAACGAAGACGCCACAACCACACCGCCUCGUGCUAUUGCCUGGGAUCUCGACGCUUACAUCACCCAGUGGCUAGAGAAUGAGCGGGCCUUGCGAGCAAGUGCCACCUCCCUGGUGACUUCAGCCCCUCGCGUUGGCGAAGGCAACAGCACUUGUCAGGACGAAAUUUGCGACAAGGACGGCGAUGACGACGAGAAGGACAAGAGCAGCGUCAGCGACGAUGUUGACGACAGCAACAACAAUACCAUCGUCCACAACAACAAAACCCCUGUCGUAUAG
Molecule: messenger RNA, 723 nt
Organism: Acaromyces ingoldii
Lineage: Eukaryota; Fungi; Basidiomycota; Exobasidiomycetes; Exobasidiales; Cryptobasidiaceae
Exons: 1
Coding region: 1-723 (240 amino acids)
Source: RefSeq, a predicted model, not a curated record